UACAGAAAGUUGCACCCCGACGUGAAUCUGGUGAAAGACCGCAUGAUAAAAACCUUUGCAUGGAGACGCCGAGAAAUAGCAGAAGGAAUGUCAACUGAAGAUCUCUUGAGGAGAUAUCCAUUCCUAAGAACAUCCGCAGGGUUGUGCGAUGAGGUUGAUGCCAUGCACCCCUCUCCAGUCAACAUAUGCCACCGCAUCAGUGAGAACUUCACAUCUAUUCUCCCAAAUAUGCUGAAACUUGUCAAGGAUUCGCCACUGAAAAAACUCUACAUGGAAGCAAGAGAGGAUGCCUUGGCUGAGGAUAUUAAAGGAAUUGACUUCAGGGGUGGACUCCUUCUCUUGCCAUCCAUAUUCAAGGAGAAGAUUGAGGAUUUAAUUAUCCUUGGACAGAAUAAUCCUCAAACUCCAUAUCCAACCGUUCAACUGAAAGCACAAGGGUUGAAAUAUGCCCUCUCCAGACAGUGCCAGAGUGUGGUCAAUGUCGAGGGAAUUGAGGUUUGUUCUCGCACUUCGGUGGAUGAGGCCUUCAUUGCAGCCUUCUGCAUGUACUUUGUUUUCAACAUGGCAUAUCCUGGAUACUUGAAAAAGACACUGACCUUUCUCCAGAGGCGCAUCGCAAACAUCACGGGGGAUGGAGACAAAUCCCUGCCGGUAACUGUAACUCAAAUUGUCAACCUUCUUCACUGAUCAUGCCUGGACUGCAUCAGUGACUACGUUUACAUGCAGCCAAUAACCCGUUCAAAACCAGAAUAUUAGCAAUAACCCAGUC
This is a messenger RNA of Perca fluviatilis (European perch), 769 nucleotides long. RefSeq lists its product as uncharacterized. NCBI's taxonomy places the organism in Eukaryota, Metazoa, Chordata, Actinopteri, Perciformes, Percidae. The transcript is spliced from 4 exons. The record is from RefSeq and is a predicted model, not a curated record. The coding region runs from base 43 to 687 and encodes 214 amino acids.